Messenger RNA from Vigna radiata var. radiata (mung bean), 1734 nucleotides. RefSeq names its product NAC domain-containing protein 73. Gene Ontology annotation, molecular function: transcription cis-regulatory region binding; DNA-binding transcription factor activity. Lineage: Eukaryota; Viridiplantae; Streptophyta; Magnoliopsida; Fabales; Fabaceae. Gene Ontology annotation, biological process: regulation of DNA-templated transcription. Gene Ontology annotation, cellular component: nucleus. The transcript is spliced from 3 exons. The record is from RefSeq and is a predicted model, not a curated record. Bases 453 to 1313 code for a protein of 286 amino acids.
AAUCCAAAGCUACCUUUAGUCAGACUAUAAAGGAUCAAAAUCUACAUUUAUUCCUCUACAAGUUUUCAUACAAGUAUACAAAGCAAACCAAAACUUGAGAUCAAAGCAAUCUUUUUUAUAUAUUAUUUGUUUUCAUUCUUCUCUGUAUCUCUCUCUCUGCAACUAACCCCAUUACUUAUUUCAGUUCCACUCUCUAUAUUUAGAAUUUUUAGGUAUAACUCUCUCCUUUAGAGGGCAAUAUAUUCUCUCAUGCAAAUAAAGUGAGGGAGAAUUUCAUUCCUUCCCAACCCUCAACAAAAUCUGUCAUGAGGGGAGCAACCUUUAGAAGAGACAACAUUUUCUUUUCCCCUUCUAUUUAAUUAUUACUACUUUAAAUUCAUCUCUUCCUCUUAGUCUUCCUCACUUCAUCCUUGUUCAGUUUCUUUUAGAGCAGAAACAUAUCCAGCAAUGGAAUGAGGAUAUAUAACAAGGAAAUGACUCAGUGCAGUUACCCUGAAAACAACCAUACCAUCAUUGUAGAGAGGCACAAAGAUAGCUUCAUCAGAACAUGUCCUACAUGUGGUCAUCAUAUCAAAUGCCAGGAGCAGGCUGCUGGAAUUCAUGACUUACCUGGACUUCCAGCUGGAGUAAAGUUUGAUCCUACUGAUCAAGAGAUUCUUGAGCAUUUGGAAGCGAAGGUGCGUUCUGAUAUUCACAAGCUUCAUCCGUUAAUUGAUGAGUUCAUCCCUACUCUUGAAGGGGAGAAUGGAAUCUGCUGUACCCAUCCAGAGAAGUUACCAGGAGUUAGCAAAGAUGGGUUGAUCCGACAUUUCUUUCACAGGCCUUCGAAAGCAUACACGACAGGAACAAGGAAAAGGAGAAAGGUGCACACAGAUGCUGAUGGCAGUGAGACACGGUGGCACAAAACAGGUAAGACUAGGCCAGUAUACAUCAGUGGGAAGUUAAAAGGGUACAAGAAAAUUCUUGUGCUUUACACCAAUUACAGAAAACAAAGGAAGCCUGAGAAGACAAACUGGGUGAUGCAUCAGUACCACCUUGGCAAUAAUGAAGAGGAGAAGGAAGGAGAGUUGGUGGUCUCCAAAGUUUUCUAUCAGACACAGCCUAGACAAUGUGGUUCACUCAUGAAAGACUCAUAUCCUGCUAAACUAAACGGUGAAAGUGUGCAUGAGGUAACUAAUCAUAAAAGCACUGGGUUUGUUGAAUUCUACAAUAAUUCUUUUGUAUCCUUUGAUCAAGGGGAUCAGCAUAGGCCUAGCAGUGCACAACUAGUCACCCAUUUCCCUGUUCAUGAUGGUGCUACUUUCAUUCCUUGAAACAAGUGGUGGAAGAGGGAGAAAGGUGAGAUGCUAUUCAUGGAAGGAGAACAAACAUUACAAUUGUAUUCUGCAGUGAAGAAAUAAGUUAAUAACCAACUAUAUAAGUACAGUUAGGAGGGAAAAAGGGGGGACAGAAUAAGGAGAAACUGCUUCAUCUGAAAGCUAGUGAUCAGAUACUUCAAUUGAGGAAGAAAAAAGCGGGUGAGGAUACCAAAGUAAACAAAAAGCCAAAACUAUUUGGCUGAAACUUUGUUUACUUUCUUUUAUUCUUUUACAAUUUUUGAAGGUUAGCUGCUAUCAUGCUUUGUGCAGUGACACGAAAAAAUAUCUGAAUUGACCUAUACUUGGGUAAAUACUAACCAUCAAUCUGUACAAACAUGACCUUUACCUUGAACUACAUAUUCCGUCUGGUGCCUUC